ACCAGACCGGACCGCAGAGGGGGACAGCCGGGGUCAGUCAUUCCCAGGGAGAGAGAGGAGGCAUUUCAUUCGAAAUCUCUCGCCUCCCCCUCGGCUCCUCCACCUCACCUCGCCGCCAGCCGCCGGUGCCGCAGCCCGCACCGGGCAAGAUCAGGGCGGCGGAGCCUGCCCAUUUCGCACCCCGCUGAUCCGCUCCGCCGAGCAGGACUACAAAAUUCCAAGAUCCUGAUGAUGGCCACAACUGCUUAUAUUGAUGAUUCCUGUUCGGAGGUUAUUGAUCCCCCAAAGACUGAGGUACUGGAUGUUGUUGAGCUCCCUGGUGACCAUACUCAGCACCCACCAAAACCAAAUGUGGUGGUGUCUAGCAGUGUGCGUGAACUUCUGGAAUGUCCAGUCUGCUUGAGUGCCAUGUAUCCUCCUAUUCAUCAGUGCUCUAAUGGUCAUACCUUGUGUUCUGGAUGCAAACCAAGGGUUCAUAAUCGUUGUCCAACUUGUAGGCAUGAACUGGGUAAUAUAAGGUGCCUUGCUCUCGAGAAGGUGGCUGCAUCUCUUGAAGUUCCAUGCAAGUACCAGAGCUUUGGGUGCUCAGGCAUUUAUCCUUACUACAGCAAGCUGAAGCAUGAGUCACAGUGCCAAUAUAGGCCUUAUAGUUGUCCAUAUGCUGGAUCUGAAUGCACAGUUGUUGGUGACAUUCCAUAUUUGGUAAAUCACUUGAAAGAUGACCACAAAGUUGACAUGCACAAUGGCUGUACCUUCAACCAUCGCUAUGUAAAGCCAAACCCUCAUGAAGUUGAGAAUGCCACCUGGAUGCUUACGGUUUUCAGCUGCUUUGGCCAGUACUUUUGUCUACACUUUGAAGCCUUUCAGUUGGGCAUGUCACCUGUCUACAUCGCCUUCCUGAGGUUCAUGGGAGAUGACGCAGAAGCAAAGAACUACAGCUACAGCCUGGAGGUAGGGGGCACUGGGCGCAAGAUGAUCUGGCAAGGGGUGCCCCGGAGCAUCAGAGACAGCCACCGGAAGGUCCGGGAUAGCUACGACGGGCUCAUCAUCCAGAGGAACAUGGCCCUGUUCUUCUCGGGCGGUGACAGGAAGGAGCUCAAGCUGCGCGUCACUGGGAGAAUCUGGAAGGAACAAUAAGAUGAUGGUCAGCUAAUACAUCUCUUCUGCUCCACUGCUGCCAGAGCCUUUUUGCCAUGCGUAGGAAUCGACAACUCUGUGAUUCAUUCCUUUUUUCAGCUCUUCUGGCUUGCUAUUGCCUCUUGAGUCUUGGCUCUUGCAAGGUGCUGGUGGAUGUAGAUCGUGUAGGGAGGUUGGUGGUUGCUACUGAUGCAGAGUUCGUAGAGAUUUCCUCUAUUUUAUUUGAACUGUCUCGGAGUCGCCAUUGUGUGGUAUAGGAGAAUCUAGUGGCAACUCAUAACUCAAGAUUGAACUGGUUUAUGCAUGAGAAGUUAAUGUAUGGUGAAAAUGCUACAAAGAAUGCUUGUGGA
Molecule: messenger RNA, 1487 nt
Organism: Sorghum bicolor (sorghum)
Lineage: Eukaryota; Viridiplantae; Streptophyta; Magnoliopsida; Poales; Poaceae
Product: E3 ubiquitin-protein ligase SINAT3
Exons: 4
Coding region: 229-1137 (302 amino acids)
Biological process (GO): multicellular organism development; ubiquitin-dependent protein catabolic process
Cellular component (GO): cytoplasm
Molecular function (GO): zinc ion binding; ubiquitin protein ligase activity; protein binding
Source: RefSeq, a predicted model, not a curated record